Messenger RNA from Chelmon rostratus (copperband butterflyfish), 1935 nucleotides. RefSeq names its product nucleus accumbens-associated protein 2-like. Lineage: Eukaryota; Metazoa; Chordata; Actinopteri; Chaetodontiformes; Chaetodontidae. The transcript is spliced from 7 exons. The record is from RefSeq and is a predicted model, not a curated record. Gene Ontology annotation, biological process: regulation of transcription by RNA polymerase II. The coding region runs from base 1 to 1935 and encodes 644 amino acids. Gene Ontology annotation, molecular function: RNA polymerase II cis-regulatory region sequence-specific DNA binding; DNA-binding transcription factor activity, RNA polymerase II-specific; protein binding.
AUGUCAGAGGGGCUGCUGCAGGUGGAGAUCCCAGACUUUGGCAGCAGUGUGCUGGGCAGCCUGAAUGAGCAGCGGUUGCUGGGUCACUACUGCGAUGUCUCCAUCCUGGUGCAGGGUCAGGCCUUCAAGGCGCAUCGGGCCGUCCUCGCCGCCUCCUCGCUCUACUUCAGAGACCUGUUCAGCUCUGCGGCUGACUCCUCCUCGUCCUCGUCCUCGUCCUCCCAGGCUGUGUUCGAACUGCCGUCCUCAGUCACGCCGACGUGUUUUCAGCAGAUUCUGUCCUUCUGCUACACGGGACGACUCAGCAUGGCCGCCAGUGAGCAGCUGGUGCUCAUGUACACCGCCGGGUACCUGCAGAUCCAGAACAUCGUGGAGCGAGGUAUGGAGCUGAUGAUGAUGAAGGCCUCCUCCUCCUCCUCCUCACCUCUCUGCUGCGACUCACAGACAACCUCGGCAGAUGAGCUCGGAAGCUUCGACGCCCCGACGGUCCAGCAGCACAGCGCCCCCCAGCUGCAGGAGGCCAGUCCAGACCAGCCGUCCCUGAGCCCAGAGGAGCUUCUGUUGGCCGUGAGCAGGAUCAAACAGGAGAGAGCCGACACGCCUCCUGCUGAGGAGAACGGAGGAGGAGCAGCAGAAGGAGAAGGGAGAGAGGAGGCCAGAGUGGACAUCACUGGGGACCUCCAGUCUUCCAGGAGCAGUGCUCUGUGUUACCUGGGUACAGGCGGAGGUUUGGUUUCGGGGCUGCAGUCCUACCUGCUAGCAGGCGGGGGGCGUUCCAGUCCAGGAGGCUCUAGCCUUCCUACAGACUCCCCUCCCUCCCACCCCCCCACCGAGGAGGAUCUGGAGGAGGAUUACUAUGGUAACACAGUCCACCCUGGACUCUACCAGCACAUCUAUGGACAUCCUGGAAACCCCUACAUCCCAGAGAAGAUGGAGAUGCUCUCCCUCCCAUUGGCUAACGAGCGUCGACCCUGUGUGUUGGUUGGUCGGGAUAACAUGGCGCUCCCUGCCAGUCUGAUCAGUCAGAUAGGGUAUCGUUGCCACCCGUCGCUCUACACUGAGGGAGACCCAGGAGAGAAGGUGGAGCUGGUGGCAGGUUCAGGUGUGUUCAUGACACGAGGUCAGCUGAUGAACUGUCACCUGUGUGCUGGAGUCAAACACAAGGUGCUUCUCAGGAGACUGCUGGCCACGUUCUUCGACAGAAACACUCUGGCCAAUAGCUGUGGGACGGGAAUCCGCUCCUCCACCAAUGAUCCGAGCCGAAAGCCCCUGGACAACCGAGUGUUAAACACCGUCAAACUCUAUUGUCAGAACUUUGCUCCUAACUUUAAGGAGAGUGAGAUGAACGUCAUCGCGGCCGACAUGUGCACCAACGCCCGCAGGGUCCGUAAACGUUGGCUCCCCAAGAUCCAGUCUCUCCUCCCUGACAGCCUCCCUGCCUCCUCACAACCCCGCAAGGGUAAGAGGGGAGGAGGAUCAGGAGGAUCAGGAGGAGGAGGUCAGGGUGGAGAAGCAGCAGCGCAGCCCAGCGGCAGCCCCUUCGAGCUGGACCUGCGGCAGCUCAGCGCCUCCUACCUCGGUCUGGAGGCUCCGUUGUACACGGAUCGGCGCGAGCGGGAGGCGGCGGGGGAAAGAGAGAGGGAGAAGGAGGCCCCGGCUGCCCUCCUGCCUCACCUGCAGUUUGCUGGGUCUCGCGGGGGAGGUGGAGGCGGGGGGCAGGCGGAGGAGGGGCUGAUGGGAGGUGAGGCUGAUGGGGGAGGGAGGCUACAGACUGAACAACCCCCAGACCUCCCCCUCUCCCUAUCCUCCACCUCCUCUUCCUCCUCCUCCUCCUCCUCACACCCCUCCCCCCAGCCUGCAGAGCCCGCCCCUCCUCACCGGGGAUUGGCCGACACAGAUGACAGGGGGGCGGAGCCUCUGGAAGGCAGCCAAUAA